This is a messenger RNA of Effrenium voratum, 373 nucleotides long. NCBI's taxonomy places the organism in Eukaryota, Dinophyceae, Suessiales, Symbiodiniaceae. The record is from the annotation of a GenBank genome assembly.
GCUCGCCGCCCCUGAGCUUGCUAUCACCUGAAGGCGAACUCUCGUAUGAGGCGGAGAGCCUCAGCCCGGAAGUUGCGAGCCGAGCCUUUCGAGGCUGGGAGGUGUCUGUGGCGGCGCCCAUCGCCAGCCCAGGGCAGAGAAGGAGGAAGCCCAACGCGCAUUGGCCCCGAACCCCGGAGCUCGGAGGUGGCUUUGCUUCACGAUCUCAGCCGUUCCUGUUGUCCCCAAGUGACACUCUGGUGAGUCAGCCUGAAGAAGUGAGAAGCAAGCCGUCAGCGGAACCUCGGCAAAGCAAAGCCAGCGAAAGCGGCCAACGGGCAGUGACCAGCAGGCAAGAGAGGCCGACGCAGAGGCUCUGAGACCGAGCCAGCUG